Molecule: messenger RNA, 2172 nt
Organism: Oryza sativa Japonica Group (Japanese rice)
Lineage: Eukaryota; Viridiplantae; Streptophyta; Magnoliopsida; Poales; Poaceae
Product: kinetochore protein NDC80 homolog
Biological process (GO): attachment of mitotic spindle microtubules to kinetochore
Cellular component (GO): Ndc80 complex
Source: RefSeq, a predicted model, not a curated record
AUCAUUCUCCCCUUCCGCUCUCCAAUUUCAAAAUCUCAAUUCUCCAAACCCCAACCCCAACCCCAACCCCAAAUCCCCCAACUCCGGCACCGGAAAUGCGGCGCGGCGGCGGCGGAGGGGGCAGGCGCCUCCCGAAGUCCUCCCUGGCGCCCUCGGCGGCGUCGGAUCGCACCCCGCUGCUGGAUCCCCACGUCCUCCACCCGCGCAACCUCGACCUCGCCUUCUCCCGCCGCGACUCCGACGCCGCCAGCCUCUGCAGCAGCCGGCCGUCCUCCAUCGGCACGGGCCCUUCGUUCGCCGCCCCCGUCACCAACUUCUCCGACAGGGCCUCCCAGGCGGCCGCCCUCCGCGUCGUCAACGCCUACCUCGCCCCCGCCGUCAGCCUCCGCCCGCCUCUCCCCUCCGCCAAGGACAUCGUCGCCGCCUUCCGCCACCUCUUCGAGUGCCUCGACUUCCCCCUCCACGGCGCGUUCGAGGACGACCUCCUCUUCGUCCUCCGCGUCCUCCGCUGCCCCUUCAAGCUCACCCGCUCCGCCCUCAAGGCCCCCGGCACCCCGCACUCCUGGCCGCCGCUCCUCUCCGUCCUCUACUGGCUCACCCUCCUCGUCAACUCCAGUGAGAGCGGCGCCGGCGGCGACGACUCUCCUGCCGCCUCAAAUGACCUCAUGCUCUACAUUACCAACAGCUACUCGCUGUUCAUCUCUGGGGACGAUGAUUCGGUCGCGUCUCUCGACGAGGAGUACUCCUCCAAAGCCCGUGCACAUGCGCAGGCAGCCGUCGAGGCCUCACAGGCGCUGGAGAAGGAGGCACUGGAUCUGGAGUCCAAGAGGACUAAGCUCACCUCAGGACCCUCGCGGCUGGAGGCACUGCAGGCAGAGAAGGAGGCCCUCACUGCCGACGUGGAGAAAUUUGAAGCGGUUGUGAAGAGUUGGACAGUGAAGAUACAGGAGAAGGAAGAGUCAUCUGUACAUUUGGAGAAGGAAUUGGAGGCCAAGCUGAUGGAUCAACAGCGGAUAGCAGCUGAAAACGAGGAGCUGAUGAAGAAGGUGGACGCACAGGUUGUGAAUGUGAGAGAUGUCGAUCGGAUGCAGAGGGAGAUCCAGUCAGUGGAGCGUGACAAUGUCAAGUUGGAGAAUGGGAAUGCGACAUUGGAGGAGAAGGGUUGGGAGCUCGAAGCUGCGGUGGUUGGGAAGCUUGAGGAGAUUGAGGGACUUGUGGAGCAGUGCAACCAGGCCCUCAGAAAAUUGAAACCUGGUAUUGAUUUCCAGUACAUGCUAAACACAAAAGCGUCCUCCCCGGUUGAACUGCUAGGAACCAGUUACAAAACUAUUAUGAAACCUGCACUCAAUUCUCUUGCUGACGAGGCUAGAAGGAUAUCCAUCUUAAAGCAUGAUGAGUCAGUUGAGCUAGAAAAACAGUCACAACGAAAUGCUAAAAUUCUGUCUGAGAAAAAGAACCAUAUUUCAGUUUGUCAGACCAAAACUGAUGAGAUGGUUGCUCGAUUGGAUUCACUGGAUGUUGAAAUUGGGAAUCAUGUUUCAAGAUGUAAGGCUGAUGCUAGACUAAUGAAAGAUGAGCUGGAGAAAAAGGAUCACCACCUGAGUACUGUUGAGAAGGAGUCAGAAGAAUUUUUAAAGAUCUCCGAAAAGAAGCUUGAAGAUGCAAAAAGGGAAACUGAUGAAGAAAUUCAGAUGUGCGCCAGAGAACUGCUGAAACUUAUUGAUUCGGUUACAGAGUACAAAGAGUUCAUGGAAACAUCAAUAUCUGGGAUGAGGAAAGACCUUUAUGAAACCGUCGACGACAUCUCUUCUUUGGCAUCCAAGGCAGCAUCUACCCGCCAAACUUCUGCUCAGUUUGUAAUGUGAUUAUGUGAAGAAAGCUCUUCACGGAAGUGUUAGCUCCCAAGUGAUCUCUUCCUUCCUACGCCUGAGAUAUUUAUACCUCUUGGAGCUCUUGUACGCAUGUGCCAUCCUGUUAAUAUAAACUAGGUGAGUAUUCCUUAGAUUGCAAUGGAAAUAGGAUAUUAUUUGCUUUCCAACUCUUGUGCAUGUUGAUUAAAAUAGAAAUGUUUUUGUUGGGCCUGCAUGCGUGAGGUACUGUUUGCUGUUGAAAUCAAUCUGGUGUGGUAUUCUGGUUUCCAAAAUACAUACCUACUCCCUCGGUUUCAAAUUA